This is a messenger RNA of Triplophysa dalaica, 1137 nucleotides long. It is a transcript of the gene mrps18b, whose product is annotated as mitochondrial ribosomal protein S18B. Gene Ontology annotation, biological process: mitochondrial translation. The transcript has 8 exons. Gene Ontology annotation, cellular component: ribosome; mitochondrion. Gene Ontology annotation, molecular function: structural constituent of ribosome. NCBI's taxonomy places the organism in Eukaryota, Metazoa, Chordata, Actinopteri, Cypriniformes, Nemacheilidae. Bases 328 to 1053 code for a protein of 241 amino acids. The record is from RefSeq and is a predicted model, not a curated record.
CGGGCGUUCCCUCAACAUAAAAUGUACUCGGUGAUCACGCGGUCGGCUCACGCGCACACUCUCGAAACGAGUCAACGACCUUUGUCUGUUGAAGGUCACACCCAUCCCCCUCUGCCAGUGUAUUUUAACAUAGCUGCGGAGUUCGAUCGGGUAUGACGCCGAAGUAUCGCGAGAGUAAUUCCAACGAUGAAUUGGUGCUUCGAAUCUCGCGGUGUUUCACAAUUCAAUCGCUUGGCGCUGCGCACGAUCUUGGCUAUGAAGUGGAACCCCUUCCGCCAGUGUAAACUUUAACCUCUCAGCAACUUCCUUGUUUUAUAGAAAGACAAAAUGGCAGCCUCCUUACAACGCAUUGGAAUAGUAUGCAGUCGCAUAUUUCCAGGUAUUUUGCAAAGAAAUCUUCAAACACAGAGAAUUCGUGAUUGGAAAUUAACCCCCAUUGCUUCAGUGCAUCGGGUGACUCUUCGUGCUUCAUCUUCAUCAUCAUCAUCAGCAGAUGGCACUGAAUCCCCUCAGACGGUGUCUAGAUAUGCAGACAGUCCAUGGGAGUACUUAAAAAGUGAAGAGUACAUUGAGCGAUAUGGAUCCAAACCUGUCUGGUCUGACUACAGAAGGAACCACAAGGGAGGAAUUCCUCCUCAGAAGACAAGGAAGACAUGUAUUAGAGGAGAUGAGAUUUGUGGGAAUCCUUGUCCCAUAUGCCGGGAUCCAAAUGUCAUUAUCCAUCACAAGAAUGUGAACCUGCUGCAGCAGUUUAUUUGUCCUUACACAGGAAUUGUGUACGAUCCCACUCGAACAGGGGUGUGCAUGAAACAACAGAAACUACUCAACCAGGCCGUUGAUACUGCUAGAGAUCAUGGCUUACUUCCGCUUCAGUUGCCUCAUGUGGACUACUCAAAAGAGGACUACUCAAACACGCAUGGUGCUGUAGGACAGACACCUGCCCCAUCUUCCCUCACCUCCGGAGAACUGUGGUAUCCAUGGUACGGUCAUGUUGAACCAGAUGAACGAGAACUGGCAAGAGUGAAGAGGAUCUACAAAGCCUACCUAAAAUAAUAUUGAAUAACCAAGGACAUGCGUUACAUUUUGCCAUAAGAUUCAGUCUGAAAUAAAACCUUCAGAAUAACCUGGACAUUGUUG